AUGGUAGCAUGUCUGUAUGCCAACACAGGGGAAGCAAAGACAGGAAUAGGCCAACUUGGGCUGCAUAAAACACCAGAUGAAAAUGGUAAAACCCAGAGAGCUGAUGAUUUUGUCUUGAAGAAAAUAAAGAAGAAAAAGAAAAAGAAACAUCGAGAAGACGUGCGAGGAAGACGCCUUAAAAUGUACAACAAAGAAGUACAAACCGUAUGUGCUGGCCUGACUCGAAUCAGUAAAGAGAUUCUCACCCAAGGACAAAUAAAUAGCACUUCUGGAGUUAAUAAAGAGUCCUUCAGGUAUCUGAAAGAUGAACAGCUGUGCCGAUUAAAUUUGGGCAUGCAGGAAUAUCGGGUGCCCCAGGGAGUACAAACACCCUUUACGACUCACCAGGAACACUCGAUUCGUAGAAAUUUCUUAAAAACAGGUACUAAAUUUAGCAGCUUCAUCCACGAGGAACACCAGUCCAACGGCGGUGCUCUGGUACUUCAUGCGUACAUGGAUGAACUCUCAUUUUUGUCUCCAAUGGAGAUGGAGAGAUUUUCUGAGGAGUUUCUUGCUUUGACAUUCAGUGAAAACGAGAAAAAUUCUGCUUACUAUGCUUUAGCAAUAGUGCAUGGAGCGGCUGCUUAUCUUCCAGACUUUUUGGACUAUUUUGCUUUUAAUUUCCCCAACACUCCAGUGAAAAUGGAAAUUUUGGGCAAGAAAGAUAUUGAAACAACCACCAUUUCAAAUUUUCAUACUCAGGUCAACAGGACGUACUGCUGUGGCACUUACCGAGCAGGCCCCAUGCGGCAGAUAAGUCUUGUUGGAGCAGUCGAUGAAGAAGUUGGUGAUUAUUUCCCAGAGUUCCUUGAUAUGUUAGAAGAAUCCCCAUUUUUGAAAAUUGGUGGCUUCCUCUGCUCUACUUCAGUAUCAAUGAAUGAAAUAAAAAAUCUCCAGUACCUACCUCGGACCAGUGAACCCCGUGAAGUCCUCUUUGAAGACAGGACGAGAGCUCAUGCUGACCAUGUAGGCCAGGGGUUUGAUUGGCAGAGUACAGCUGCUGUCGGGGUUUUGAAAGCUGUCCAGUUUGGUGAAUGGAGUGGCCAGCCUCGCAUAACCAAAGAUGUGGUUUGCUUCCAUGCUGAGGAUUUUGCUGAUGUUGUUCAGAGACUUCAGCUAGACCUUCACGAGCCUCCAGUUUCACAGUGUGUGCAGUGGGUGGAUGAAGCUAAACUAAACCAAAUGAGGCGGGAAGGCAUUCGGUAUGCUAGAAUCCAGCUGUGCGACAAUGACAUCUACUUCAUCCCUAGAAAUGUUAUUCACCAGUUUAAAACAGUGUCUGCAGUGUGCAGCCUCGCCUGGCACAUACGGCUCAAACAGUACCACCCUGCUGUGGAAGCCACACAGAGCACCGAGAGCAAGUCUCACGUGGACAGCGGCUUUACCGGAAAGAGAGAGUUAGACGUUGACUCCCAAUGCAUGAGGGUAAAAGCGGAAGCUGAGGACAAGUGCCCAGAGACUAGGCUUUUGACAGCUGCAUCGCUGCCCUUCUCAACCCCAGCAGAGCUCCACCCACCACAGGCUCCAAAGACAAGGCCUGUGCCCAUUUUCAAGGUGGAAAGUAGACUGGACUCUGACCAGCAACACAAUCCGCAGGAACACUCAAGCACUCCUGUCUGAUAUGUACAUACUCAAACACAUUUUUUAACUUUUUUAAAUUUUGAUGUGAAGUUAUAGUUUUAUAACUGGCUUACGUUAAGUUUUAUUGGAGAAAUCUUGCUUAUAAUUCUAUAAAGAGAAAUGACAUUCCACAAAUGUCAGGCAUAUCUUUUUUACACAGAUUAUGCAGAGUUUAGAGUUGUAUCUUAUCCCGUUAGUACAGUCUGUAAUAGUGGGUCUGCUGCUAUGUUCUGUUGUAAGGUGUGAGGUAACAAUUCAAUCUCUUCAAAACAAGAAUUUUCUCUAAUAACAGAUUCUUAUUUGAUAAUUAUUUACUUCCCUUAUCUUGCCUUGCCUCUGCCAUAUUUGCUGUUUUUCUUUUUUAAAUGUAAAUCAGAUUUGUGGUUUAGUACUGUGUCUUCAGGGCACAAAAUCAGUUUCCACAGUAAAAAUGGCAUGGGUUGCAGGACAGAGGUCCUGCAACUGUGUAUGUGGGCAAGUAAGUUAUUUAUCCAGCUGUAAAGAACAGGUUUCUAAGCAAAUUCAGUGGCUCUCUGGCUUCUUAACAAAAGAGGAAGCACAGCAUUUUCUGACUGUCUUUUUUGUAACUGUUAUUUAAAGCCCAGUGGAUAUUUCAAUUAAAAAAUGUAAAGAAGAAUA
Dipodomys ordii (Ord's kangaroo rat) is the source of this 2298-nucleotide messenger RNA. It is a transcript of the gene Rsbn1, whose product is annotated as round spermatid basic protein 1. Gene Ontology annotation, cellular component: nucleus. Bases 1 to 1659 code for a protein of 552 amino acids. The transcript has 7 exons. NCBI's taxonomy places the organism in Eukaryota, Metazoa, Chordata, Mammalia, Rodentia, Heteromyidae. The record is from RefSeq and is a predicted model, not a curated record.